AUGGGAGAGCCAAUGAGGGAAGAAGCAGAAUCUUCUCCCUCUGUAUCCAGAUUAGGGUCAAGAAAGGAUGAAAUUCUAGCACUGCAUAAAUGCCCUUACGACAAAUUGCCGAACCCAAAGCGAGUCUGGCACGGAGAACCCAAUUCGCGUGACGAAGGCCUGGGUCGAUUGGUGAUUUUGACACCAGAGAUCGUCGCAGCAGCUGCAAGCAAUAUCAAGUCGGGACGUCGUGUUUCUCUAAGCUGGGGCAUGGACAAACUUGACAUAGCAAAUUUCAACCGUCAUCCGAGUCAACAUCAUGUGAUACCGUUGAUGAACGGUUUCGCUUUUGACGAUAUCUAUAUCUUCAACCCUCAGCAAUCGAGUCAAUGGGAUGGCCUUCGACAUUUUAGUGCCCCGUCUGAGGAUAAUCCUUCGAAGCGUGUAUUUUAUGGGGGCGUCGAGUCAUCGGAAAUCAUGGACAGGAAAAACACACGAAUCGGACUACAACAUUGGGCCAAAGAAGGUAUAUGUGGGCGCGGAGUAUUACUAGACUACGUAGAGUAUGCAGCCAGACAUGGUAUCAAAUACUCUUUAUUUUCAGAUCAUGCCAUCUCGCUGUCGACUCUUCAGGAUGUGGCAAAAGAACAAGGUGUCACUUUCCAAUAUGGAGACUUGCUUUUUAUCCGUAUUGGGCUGGUCCAAGAAUGGGAGUCACGGAUGACAAUGGAAGACAAGAUGGCCUAUGCGUCCUCAACAAACCCACAGCAUGCCGGUAUUGAGGGGACAGAAGAGAUGCUGCGCUGGAUAUGGGAUACCGGGUUUGCGGCGGUGGCCGGCGAUGCGAUUUCAUUCGAAGUCUACCCUCCUCAGAAAGAAUAUCGCAGGGCAAAUGGAGAUCCAUCUGUGGAGGGGGUGUUUAUGCAUGAAGUUAUUCUCGCUGGAUGGGGAAUGCCUAUUGGGGAGCUUUUUGACCUGGAAGAGCUUGCGCAGAUUUGCAAAGAAGAGAACAGAUGGGAGUUUUUCAUAGCAAGUGCACCGCUGAACAUGCCGGGAGGGAUAAGUAGCCCUCCUAACUGCUUAGCAAUAUUCUGA
Molecule: messenger RNA, 1074 nt
Organism: Talaromyces rugulosus
Lineage: Eukaryota; Fungi; Ascomycota; Eurotiomycetes; Eurotiales; Trichocomaceae
Exons: 1
Coding region: 1-1074 (357 amino acids)
Molecular function (GO): arylformamidase activity
Source: RefSeq, a predicted model, not a curated record